AUGUGUACAUCUCAGAACAUCUGCUCAAUCAAAUUCCGCCGGGAGAUUCUGUUUGAUGAGAUUCACAAUAUGGCUUGCCUUGAUAUCCUACAGACCAAUAAAUCAGUAGGCAUUCGUCGCAUAGAAAAAGUACCACUAGAAUUGGAGUGUGCAAAACGUACUCUGUUUUAUACACGUGACACCGAGCACAAAGUGUUCAGUGCCGCUCGAUGUGCACAAAUGGGUUCUUGUUUACAAGGCGCAUGUUCUAUGACUAAGCCAGAUGACAUGAUCGAUGAAUUUGCAAAUGCCUUGCUCUACCCGGGAUACACGGGUUGUGAACCCUCAUGUGGAGAGCUUAUAUGGAUGCCUUCUACCACUUCCAUCGUGUUCAUUCUAUCGUAUUGCCCACGUACCCAGAAACAGCUUUGUGUACGAAAUCGCUGA
This is a messenger RNA of Haemonchus placei, 426 nucleotides long. Lineage: Eukaryota; Metazoa; Nematoda; Chromadorea; Rhabditida; Trichostrongylidae. The record is from the annotation of a GenBank genome assembly.